Molecule: messenger RNA, 2139 nt
Organism: Protopterus annectens (West African lungfish)
Lineage: Eukaryota; Metazoa; Chordata; Ceratodontiformes; Protopteridae
Gene: FRAT2
Product: FRAT regulator of WNT signaling pathway 2
Exons: 1
Coding region: 142-624 (160 amino acids)
Cellular component (GO): cytoplasm
Source: RefSeq, a predicted model, not a curated record
AGAACGGUGGCUUUGGGCCAGGGAAGCAGCGUGGUGUGAGGACUGUUCUAGCAAAAGAGGCGGUGUUUGUUACUGUACUGCGUCUGCUUUCAUCAUUUCAUUCAUUAAAGCCACUGUGGAAGCUGCUCUUCUUGAACGAGCAUGCCGUGUCGAAAGGAAAGCUAUUUGUUUGUGGAAGGGUCAGUGACUGUGGACUCUAAAGAGAUGGAUGGAUUGGUGGUUAGACUGGAGGAAACGUUACAAUUAAGUACGGGCAAUCACCGGCGAACAGCUUCAUCCUGCCCGUGUAGCCAUCAUGCAACCGCAAUAGUCUUCCACAACCGCUUCGGUGGUGGGGCUGUCCGUUGCCUCCCGAGCAAGAACCCCCGCAGCCGAGUCACGCCCUACUGCACACCGAAUUGGGGAAGUCGGCAAGAGUCCCGCUACGACGGUAGGAUGCCCCGGUCGUGGAAAGGAAAAGAGGCUGUGGGAUGUUCAACACAUGGGACCAGCGACCCGCACCAGCUGUUGGAAGAGCUGCUACUGUCUGGUAAUCUUAUCAAAGAGGCGGUAAGACGACUGCAGUUGGUGGCCGCCACCGGCGGUAGUAAGACUGGAGACCCGGCAACUGCGGACGGCUUAUAAUCAUUGGUACAUCGAGCCACCCCCUUACACAGACACUUCAAUAUUCAAUCAGUGCGUCCUUUGUCAGCAACUGUUUACACACUAAAGGGGUUUCCCGUGAAACACGUUCCUGUCAACGCUCCAAGGCAACCUGGGAAUGUGAUUUGAAUGUAAACAUGAAUGUUUUGGGGGCAUGAACGAAUAGGAUACGUAACUGAAAUUGACUUGAAUAAAAUGUUUGGAAACCCAUUUUUUAUACAGUACAAAUUUAUUAAGUCGUCAUGGACGGAUUUUUUUUAUUAAAUAAAUGUAUGUAUAUAUGAAAACUGCGGGGGUUGUUUUGUAUAGAUACCGUUGUAUCACCUCCCUCACAUUGUUUACAGUAUUUGGUUUGGGUGGAGCAAAUUCUGAGAAUUGAUUUUCCACUACUAACGGUAUGUGGUGGAAUGUGUAACUGAAGCUUUUUUGUUCGCACAGCCGUCUGGCAAGCAGACAGUUGUAUGACUUUUUUUUUAGGGGGAGGGAUGGGGGUCGUGCAAUCAAGCACGUAUAAUCUGCGACUGCGCGUUCCUAGAAAUCCAAACCAAGUUCCUGGACUUCCUAGAACAGCAUAACAGACAGUAACGCAUGCGCUUUGCGUUUCAGCUGAGGCCCGUAGAUUAACGCAUGCGUUCUGUGUUCCAGCGGAGGCCUCUGUGUCCUCAGGAGACCUCGUAUGAUAAUGCAAAUAAAACCGUUUGACUCCCAUAAUUAGGACUGCUCAGGGUUAAUCCUGUCCUUCGUGUCAUUAUGUUAUACUAUGUUUACAUGGGAACUUGUUAGCUAAUUGGUGGUAUAAUGUAUUUCGUCCGUGACUUUAGUUUGCGGGCGAAUUUAUAUUUAUUUAAACGCUUUAGUUAUUUUGUAUUAAAUGUAUAAUUGAAUUUCGUCAGUGGUGCUAAAAUGAGGCGACGGCACCGCCUCGGUACUGUGUAUAUUGUGGCUUAAAUCGAAGUCUGGGCUGGAUGACAGUUGCAGUUAGAAAUAUUUUGCUAGCUUACUAAAAAUAUACCUCUCAAUCUUAAGUCAUAGUACUGACUUUAAAGUGGAAAAUUAAGGAAUACUUAUUUUUUAAAGCAUCAACUACCAAACCCCAUACAGUGUGAGGACCUUAUGAUGCUAGUAGUAAAUCUAGGAGUUUUACUAAAUCUUAGGUUAAAAAUCAUAGCGCUUUGCAUAAGGCGUAGUAAUUGAGAGGUAUGGAGUAAAGGCUUAUGUGAAGCUUUCUUACCAGUGUGACUUCUGUAUGUAAUGUACACAGCAUGUCAUAACUGGUCACAUGAAUGUAGAUUUAAGUAAAACUGCAAUUGUUCGAGUUAAAAUGCAGUCCUUUAUUGUAUAGGCUUACAGGUGGACUGCAGACUAAUAUUUUUACUGCCAUAAUCUGUGACUUAUUGAACCACCAUGUGUGGCCUUCAUAAUUAACCAUUGUGUAAAUGAAUUACUUUUCAGUUAUAACAUGCCGAGGAAUUGACAUUAAAAAGAAUUACUACUUUA